This is a messenger RNA of Fonsecaea nubica, 1728 nucleotides long. RefSeq lists its product as hypothetical. NCBI's taxonomy places the organism in Eukaryota, Fungi, Ascomycota, Eurotiomycetes, Chaetothyriales, Herpotrichiellaceae. The transcript is spliced from 3 exons. Gene Ontology annotation, molecular function: transmembrane transporter activity. Gene Ontology annotation, cellular component: membrane. The record is from RefSeq and is a predicted model, not a curated record. The coding region runs from base 1 to 1728 and encodes 575 amino acids. Gene Ontology annotation, biological process: transmembrane transport.
AUGAGUGCAGACCGAAAUCUCAGCGUUACCUCGCAGGGAGGACACCGCAAGUCGGUUGCGGAGGAGCCUGUGACCUCUGUGCUGCCACCCGGCGAGGUGCCUAUAUUUGACCGAGAGUUGACUGCCGAUGAGGAGGUUCUCGCCGCGCUUGGUUACGUCCCUGAAUUUAAGAGAGAAUUCUCGUUAUGGACGUCAUUUUGCGUUUCUUUCGCCGUCCUCGGCUUGCUUCCGUCCUUCGCUUCGACUCUCUACUAUGGCAUGGGCUAUGCCGGGACCCCUGGUAUGACAUGGGGUUGGCUGAUUGCUAUGGCUUUCAUUCAAUGUGUGGCCAUGGGCAUGGCUGAGUUGUGUUCCUCUAUGCCCACCUCGGGCGGUUUGUACUACGCUGCGGCCGUGCUGGCACCCUCGGGAUAUGGGCCCCUGGCUGCCUGGAUCACUGGUUGGUCGAAUUGGCUGGUCCAAGUCACAGGCGCCCCUUCAGUCGACUAUGCUUUGGCUUCGAUGAUUCUCGCAGCCGGUUCCAUCACCAACCCAGACUACAUCCCCCAGAACUACCAGGUUUUCCUCCUGACCACUCUGAUCAUGAUUCUGCAUGCGUGCAUCUCAUCCAUGCCUACGCGCUGGAUCGCCACCUUCAACUCGUAUGGGAGCACGUUCAACAUCAUUGCCUUGGUCAUUACCAUAAUCACCAUUCCCGCGGCCACCACCCGUGGGUCCCAGGGAUUGCCCCGUUUCACCAAGAGCAGCACUGUCUGGGGCAACUUCUACGAGGGGACGGACUUUCCCAAUGGAGUCGCUCUGCUCAUGUCGUUCAUCGCCGUCAUCUGGACCAUGUCGGGAUAUGACGCCCCUUUCCAUCUUGCAGAGGAGUGCAGCAAUGCAAACAUUGCCAGUCCUCGGGCCAUCGUUCUGACCUCUGGCGUUGGCGGCAUUAUGGGCUGGUUCCUGCAAUUGGUCGUGGCUUAUACCGUGAUCGAUAUUGACGACGUCCUCGAUUCGGAUAUCGGCCAACCUUGGGCCACCUACCUCGUGCAAAUCCUACCGAAGAACACUGCUCUGGCUCUGCUCUCAAUGACCAUCAUCUGCGGCUUCUCCAUGGGCCAGGGUUGUAUGGUCGCCGCAUCACGGGUCACUUUCGCAUACGCCCGUGAUAACUGCUUCCCUUACUCCAAUCUGUGGAAGCAAGUCAACCCAAUCACCAAAACUCCAGUCAAUGCCGUCUGGUUGAACUGCGUUGUGGGAAUUCUUCUGACGCUCCUCCUUUUUGGAGGUGAGGCGUCUAUCGGGGCUAUUUUCAGUGUCGGCGCCAUUGCCGCAUUUGUCGCCUUUACCAUUCCCAUCACGAUCCGGACUUUCUUCGUGGGCAACCGGUUCCGUCGCGGUCCAUGGCACCUGGGCAAAUACUCGUAUCCCAUCGGUGUGGCAUCAACAUGCUUCACCUUGCUGAUGAUCCCUAUUCUCUGCUUGCCCAGCGUGACAGGAUCGGAUCUGGACGCCUCACUCAUGAACUGGACCUGUUUGGUGUGGGGUGGGCCGAUGCUGUUUAUCUUGAUCUGGUGGGUCGUGGACGCCCACAAGUGGUUCACAGGACCAAAGGUGAACAUUCAACAUAUGAUGCUUGGACAAGACCAAAACGUUAUCGACGGGAAGGAAGGGUCCGACUCGGGCAGUGGAAUCUCGCCAGCCCCGGUCUCAGACAUGGACAAGGCAAUCCUGAACAAAGUGUGA